Messenger RNA from Penicillium vulpinum, 1827 nucleotides. RefSeq lists its product as uncharacterized. Bases 1 to 1827 code for a protein of 608 amino acids. The transcript has 2 exons. The record is from RefSeq and is a predicted model, not a curated record. NCBI's taxonomy places the organism in Eukaryota, Fungi, Ascomycota, Eurotiomycetes, Eurotiales, Aspergillaceae.
AUGUAUCUUUUCAGUUGGCUUUUCAAGGACCCCCCUCUGGCCAUGGCGACCAUGGCGACCGUGGACGAGGUACCAUAUCGGUCACCUGUACCCCUUCAAUGGGAGCUGGCUCAACAGACAGAAAUUUUCCUCGAAGACUCACUAUGGCCCCAAGCUUAUAGCCUUCUCUUCAAUGUCCUUGCAUCGGGCACUAUCUCAUCAUCAAAAGCAAUUAUUCCACUGCCACAGCAUCUGGCUGUCGCAGCUACGAUGCUCGUGCACCCAAGAACGACAACGCUCGCCCAGUCGGAGUACGAAAAAGAAGCGCCUAAUGCAGCUUUGCGAUUUCUUCGGCUCACGAAUUCCCUUGUUGGUCCCAUGGAUGCAAAGUUUAAUCUCGCUUUUUGCUUCAGUCAAUUUGCAUCUUCGCGACAGGGUAAACGUCGUGGGGAAAGCCCGAUGCAUGUUGAGAAUGACAAUCCUGAUACCAGGCCUCUGAACACGAAAUUCAACAAAGCUGCUUCCCUGUGGCACUCCGCGGAGGACUUCUGGCAUGCUGUCGGCUGGGCAUUCAAUUGUUCGGUACUUCACCCGGCCCGAUGGGAGCGCUGGCAGAUAUGGCUGCAGUUUAUGUGCGACGUACUCGAAGAUGAUUGGAAUGAGCGUGAAAGAAAAUAUCUAGCGGCAAAGGAAAACCAAAGGGGGGCCUCGGUUCUGUCAGAGAUAUCUGGGAAAUCGGAGAGGGAGGCCUCGCAGGGCGCUGAAUCCCGCAAUGAGCUAGGCACUGAACCAGGCACUGACUCGGCCAAGAAAGGAAAGCGCAGGGGCAGAAAGCCUAAGGUGGUGGUAAUGGAGGCUCAUGACGACCUUGGAAUUUUCCGGGAAAGUUUGAUCUUCCGUUACAUCGCCUCAAAUACCACAGCUGGACGGAACCGCAGAAUCUUGCGGGCAAUAUUUGCCAAUGGCAAAUCAAACCUCGGCGAGUUUAAGGAAGUAUUCAAGGAUGAAACAAGAAUUCCUAUUCCUGAACAAGACUCCCAUAAUAAAAAAAAGAGGGCAGGCGAUAUCAACCUCGACAAGGAUGAUUAUGGCGACUACCAGAACAGUUCAGACGAGGAUUUCGAAGCCUAUCAAAGCUCAACCUCGGUAUCACCGCCAGUCAAAGGAUCGAAGACUAGCAAGCCACGGCGCAGCAAGCGCACCCGACGAGGAACGCGAAACGCAAUGGAUGAAGCCACAGACCCCAUCAAGAUGGCCAACGGAAGCCAAACACCCUCCCAUGAAAGCAGCAAUCUAUCCCCGCUAGGCGACUACACCUCCCUCGCCCUCCGCCAACAACUCCUCGGCAUCCUCUCCAGUCUCUCGGAAAAACUGCCUAGGGACUUCAUGCCCCUCGAUAUCCUCUACAACUUGUUCGUCGAGAACAUCCGCGACUUCUCCCUCCCCCUCUUCCAACACUUCAUCAGCCCCUCGAACCUCCCGCAUUUCCUACCCGAAGCGCAUUCCACUCUCUGCGAACUCCUCCUCUUCGUACUCCGCGAGAGCUCGGCCCCAGGCUCUAACGAUAUCUAUCUUACCCAGGCCAAGCUGGAGAAAUGCUUCCUACCUUACGCGGCGGCCAGCCCGAGCGUUGAGAACAACGCCAAGAUCUCCAUUCUGCUUGAGGCAUUGAUGACAAUCCUGCAUAAGAGCAAUAUGCUCUCUGCGACCCCAUCGCUGACAAAAGCAGUCCAGUCUGGGAUUGCGCGUCGUGAGAAGGCUACUCAUAACCGGGACUCGAUUGAAUGGGCUUAUUUGCAGGAGAGUGGGUUUAGGAUGAAGUUUAUGGUUGAGCAUAUAUUACCAUGA